Messenger RNA from Pisolithus orientalis, 753 nucleotides. Its product is annotated as thaumatin. The coding region runs from base 1 to 753 and encodes 250 amino acids. Gene Ontology annotation, cellular component: extracellular region. NCBI's taxonomy places the organism in Eukaryota, Fungi, Basidiomycota, Agaricomycetes, Boletales, Pisolithaceae. Gene Ontology annotation, biological process: defense response. The transcript is spliced from 11 exons. The record is from RefSeq and is a predicted model, not a curated record.
AUGUCGACCUUGACUUUGGCUGCUUUACUCACUCUCGUGACCAGCACACUGGCGCGUACUGUGACGGUGUCCAAUCACUGUCCCUUCAUUGUGUGGCCUGCGAUGUUUACAGGGACUGGAACGCUUCCAUCCUAUUCUACAGGGUGGGAAGCUGCCCCUGAUACAUCUGUGACCUUCUCUGUCCCUGACAACUGGCAAGCAGGCAGGAUUUGGGGGCGCCGUGACUGCGACUUUAGCACUAACCCAGGUCCGAACUCGUGCCUCGACGGUGGAUGCAACGGCGGCUUAGAAUGUGAUUCAAACACCGGUAGCGGCGUACCACCUGCCACUCUCGCGGAGUUUAGCCUUAACCAGAACAGCGGCUUGGACUAUUAUGAUGUGUCUCUUGUUGAUGGCUAUAAUUUGCCAAUUAGCAUUACCAACAACGUUGGUUGCCCGGUCACAAACUGCCCGGUUGAUCUCGGACCAAACUGUCCCGCGCCUCUUAUAGGCCCCUUCGAUUCGACAGGAUUUCCUGUUGGCUGUAAGAGCGCUUGCGAGGCGAACCUUGACGGAGACCCGUCCAACUCGCCCAACUGCUGUACGGGACAGUACGACACUCUCCAAACUUGUCCCUCUUCUGGUGUCACGUAUUACAGCUAUUUCAAGUCGAACUGUCCAAAUGCGUAUUGUUAUGCCUUUGAUGACAGCACUGCGUUGUUUACCUGCCCUGCAAGCAACAACGCAGAAUAUACGGUCACUUUUUGCCCCUGA